AUGAUAAAAUUUUUAUUAUAUUUAUGUUUUAUAAUACCUUUAUGUUUUUUUAAAAAUAUAUUUUGAUUGGUUCAGAUAAUAUUAUUUUUUUUUAUAUUUUUAUUCAUAAUUAUUAGUAUAAAUUUAAUAAAUUUUUGUAAUUUAAGUUAUAUAUUAGGUUGUGAUAUAAUUUCAUUUGGUUUAAUUUUAUUAAGAAUUUGAAUUUGUUCAUUGAUAAUUAUAGCGAGAGAAAAUUUAUUUAAGGGGAAGUAUUAUACAAAUUUAUUUUUAUUAAAUAUUUUAUUUUUAAUAAUUAUGUUAUAUUUGACUUUUAGUUCUUUAAAUAUUUUAAUAUUUUAUUUAUUUUUUGAGGGGAGAUUAAUUCCUACUUUAGUUUUAAUUUUAGGUUGAGGGUAUCAACCUGAACGUAUUCAAGCAGGUUUAUAUUUAUUAUUUUAUACUUUAUUUGUUUCUUUACCUUUACUAAUAGGUUUAUUUUUUAUUUUUAAGGAUGUUAAUACGAUAAUUAUAUAUAUAUAUAAAUUCUAUUAUAAUACUUCUUUUAUUUUAUAUUUUUCAAUAAUUUUAGCUUUUUUUGUUAAAAUACCAAUAUAUUUUGUUCAUUUGUGACUUCCUAAAGCUCAUGUAGAAGCUCCUAUUUCUGGUUCUAUAAUUUUAGCGGGAGUUAUAUUAAAGUUAGGGGGAUAUGGUUUAUUACGGGUAAUAAUUAUUUUUCAAGAAAUUAAUUUAAAAAUUGGUAGAAUUUGAAUUAUUAUUAGAUUAUUAGGGGGUGUAUUUGUAAGUUUAAAGUGUUUUUGUCAAGUUGAUAUAAAAUCUUUAAUUGCUUAUUCUUCAGUUGCUCAUAUAGGAUUAGUUAUUGGAGGUAUUAUAACUUUAAAUUAUUGGGGAAUUUAUGGUUCUUAUAUUUUAAUAAUUGGUCAUGGUUUAUGCUCAUCUGGAAUAUUUUGUCUUUCUAAUAUUAAUUAUGAACGUUUAGGAACUCGAAGUUUAUUUAUAAAUAAGGGAAUAAUAAAUUUUAUACCUUCUUUAAGAUUAUGGUGAUUUUUAUUUAUAAUUGGUAAUAUGGCAGCGCCUCCUACAAUAAAUUUUUUUGGGGAAUUAAAGUUGAUUAAUAGAUUAGUAAGUUGAUCUUGAUUGACAAUAAUUAUAUUAAUAAUAAUUUCUUUUUUUAGAGCAGGAUAUAGUUUAUAUUUAUUUUCUUAUUCUCAACAUGGUAAUUUUAAUUUAGGUUUAUAUAGAUUUUAUUCUGGAGUUUCUCGAGAAUAUUUAUUAUUAUUUUUACAUUGAUUUCCUUUAAAUAUUUUUAUUUUUAAAUUUGAUUUUAGAAUUUGAAUUUAA
This is a messenger RNA of Pieris rapae (cabbage white), 1338 nucleotides long. Lineage: Eukaryota; Metazoa; Arthropoda; Insecta; Lepidoptera; Pieridae. The record is from the annotation of a RefSeq genome assembly.